Molecule: messenger RNA, 1887 nt
Organism: Stegastes partitus (bicolor damselfish)
Lineage: Eukaryota; Metazoa; Chordata; Actinopteri; Pomacentridae
Product: tetratricopeptide repeat protein 16
Exons: 13
Coding region: 1-1887 (628 amino acids)
Molecular function (GO): protein binding
Source: RefSeq, a predicted model, not a curated record
AUGGACAUUUCUGAGGAGGCAAAUGACAAAAAGACAGCAGAGCAGAGUUUGUUCUCCACCGUCGUAUCAGAUGAGGAGCUGGAAGAAGCCAGAAGAAAAAGCGCCUUCAAGCAGCUCUUCGGCUCCAGAAGAAUCUUUCUGCCGCCUGCAGAGAAACGGCAGCAACGACCAGAACUUCAGAGGAACGUCAUCGUCCAGAGCAAGGCUGCAGAACACUACAGAAGCGGAACCGAGGCGAUGGGAAGGCGUCAGUAUGAGAAGGCCGCGGUCUGCUUCACCAAAGCGCUCAAUCUGCAGCCGGAGCAGACCCAGCUGUACGUGAGCCGGGCCGAGGCCUACCUGCAGCUCUGUGACUUCCAGUCAGCAGCAGCUUCCUACAAACGGGCCUGGAUCCUGCAGCCCGGAGCUUUCAGCCGCCGCCUGGCCUUCAUCUACUACCUGCAGGGUCAGUGUUUGUUCGAUGGAGGUCUGUUCCUCGAAGCCCUGGAGGCGUUUAGCAAAGCUGCUGAGGUGAAGCCCGACUGCAGAGUUUACCAAGUCAGAAGCCUGGCCUGUCUGACGGCUGCAGGUCGUCACUCCGACUGCCUGAAGCUGCUCGACGGCUGGAUGACGUCAGGAAGUCCCACCGCUGAGCUUCACGUCCUCCGAGCCCGACUGCACAAACGGCUUCAGCAGACGUCUCGCUGCCAUCAGGACGUGACGGCGGCGUUGGCGUUGGACCCUUCGUGUUUGGCGGCUCGAGUUCUGCUGCAGCAGCUGCGUGAAGCCAGCGAGGAGGCCCGACUGGAGGCCGUGGACAGAACCGUGAGCGGCCGGCUGCCCGAAGCCCUCUGCAUGAUCAACGUGGCUCUGGAGAGCAGCCCUCAGGACGCCCGACUCUACCUGUUCAGAGGGAUUCUGUACCGACGUCUGAAGGACUUCACAGCCGCCAUCGAGGACCUGGUUCAGGCUGCAGAGCUGAGCGACGAGGAGGAGGAGGAUCAGGAGGAGGUCAGAGGUCAGGGGAAGGAGGCCGUUCGUCGGGAGGCGGAGCUCCAGCUGGUCCUCACCUACAACGACUUUGCCGUCCAGUGCUUCGGCCGAGGUCUUUACUCGGAGGCCGCUCUGCUGCUCAACAAGGCCAUCGAGGAGGAGAAGAGCCGGCCGGGACUCUACCUGAACAGAGGAGACUGUUUCUUCAAACAGGGCGACUGGUGCUUUGCUCUGGCCGACUACCAGCAGGCCGAGGAGAUGCUGGCACCCGACGACCCGGCGGUCCGACUCCGACUCGCCGUCGUCCACAACACUCUGGGCCGCCUCUGUUUCCAGGACGGACGCUUCCAGGAGGCGGCCGACAUGUUCUCUGCUGCCAUCCGCUACAACCCGGCGGUCGGCCGCUACUACGAGAGCAGGUCUAAGGCCUUCAGGAAGCUGAUGAGCUGGACGUCAGCCAGGCAGGACUUCAUCUGCAUGCUGGUCCUGGACCCCGACAGCCAGGAGGUUCCUCCGAUGCUCAUGAGUCUGUUUCCAGGCUUCAGCGUCUCCGAUGUUCUGUCCAGUCCCAAAGGAGAAGAAAUCAGAGCUCAGCUGAUGGACUCAAUCCAGGAAUGGAGGUCAUCCUCAGACCCACAGAGACUGAGUGGGAAGCUGCAGCAGAUGAAUGUGACCGAUGAGGACGCCGAGGGCCACCCAAAGGAGCUGAAGCUGUGUUUGAACCAGGAGGACCUGCAGAUAACCGUCAAGAGCCUCCUGCAGGUCGAGGGAACGCUUCAGUCUUUAGUCCGUGACCGUCCAGCGUUGCACCAAAGUGGACCGGACCGCGCCAUAAACCACCUCCCACCGUCCACCAGUCGGGCCUCAAACACCAGAGGAGGAAACAGCUGCUUGGAACCCACACGGCAGAAGUAA